Messenger RNA from Salvia miltiorrhiza (redroot sage), 2633 nucleotides. RefSeq names its product pentatricopeptide repeat-containing protein At2g33680. Gene Ontology annotation, molecular function: RNA binding; protein binding. Gene Ontology annotation, biological process: RNA modification. Lineage: Eukaryota; Viridiplantae; Streptophyta; Magnoliopsida; Lamiales; Lamiaceae. Bases 169 to 2310 code for a protein of 713 amino acids. The transcript has a single exon. The record is from RefSeq and is a predicted model, not a curated record.
UAAUUCAUGGCUUUAUUUGCCAAAACCCCCUUUUUUUUAAAUAAUGUUUCAAAAUAUUGUGGUGAUAAAAACUGUAUUCUCAUCUCCUUAAUUUUUUCAAUUCAGCCAAUAUGAUACGUGUAUAGUGUAUGUGUGUUGAACUUGAAAACGAAAGCCUGCGGGUCCCUUAUGAACCAUGUUGCUGCGUUGCCGCCGCAGUCGCGCCAUCUCUUCGCCGGACUCCGCGCCUUCAUCGACCAGAAAAACAUCUCCAACGGAAAAUGCAUCCACGCCCAUCUCCUCAAAACUGGGAUCCUCCCUGCAUGCGCACCCUUCUCCAUCAGCCUCCUCAUCUUGUAUGCCAAAUGCAGCCUCUUCUCCGACGCCCGCCGCCUGUUCGACCAAAUGCCGCUCAAGCAUGAUGCAGUUCCGUGGAACAUCCUUAUUAAUGGCUACUCCCAAUCGGGCCAUGCCCGCUACUCAUUUUCUGCUCUCCAACUGUUCAAAGAAAUGCUCCAUAGCAGUACCCUUCCCGAGUCGCAUACUUUCGCCGGUGUUUUCUCCGCCUCCGCUGUCUUGGAGGACGCGGUUAUGGCCCAACAGGCGCACUCUUUCGUGGUGAAGCUCUGUGAUUAUUGUGAUGUCUUCGUGUAUAGUUCUAUGCUGAACGUUUACUGCAAGUUGGGGUUUCUAAGCGAUGGUCGCAAAGUGUUCGAUGAAAUGUCUGAGCGGAAUUCGAUCACCUGGUCUACUUUAAUUUCAGGCUACGCGUCGCAGAGGCUGGGGAGUGAGGCUUUUGAGAUUUUCAGAGCGAUGGUUUCUGGGGGAGAGGAAGAAGUUAAUGAGUUUGUAUUGACUAGUGUUCUGAGCGCUUUCACGUCGCCUCACUAUGUGAAUUUGGGAAACCAAAUUCAUUGCUUAGCAGUUAAGAACGGUUGCUCACAAAUUGCUUCUGUAGGGAAUGCAGUUAUUACUAUGCACGCCAAGUGCGGAAGCUUGAAGGAUGCGGUUCGGGUGUUUGAGCUUUCCACGGGUAAGAACGAGAUCACAUGGUCUGCCAUGAUCACCGGGCACGCGCAGAUGGGGGCUGGUGAGAAGGCACAGGCUAUGUUCAAGGAUAUGCAUUCAUUUGCGAUGAAACCGAGCAAGUACACCCUUGUAGGGGUGCUUAAUGCUUGUAGUGACACUCAAGGAAUUGUUGUAGGCAAGCAGGUGCAUGCGUAUUUGGUGAAAUUGGGAUUUGAGUUUCAGAUGUAUAUAAUGACGGCUUUGAUUGACAUGUAUGCUAAAUGCGGCUUCCUAGUGGACGCCCAACAGGGGUUCGACACACUGGAUGAAGAUGAUCUUGUGCUGUGGACAUCCAUGAUUGGAGGGUACGUACAAAAUGGUGAUAAUGAGAGUGCUUUUGGUUUGUAUUGUAGAAUGCAGAGGCGAGGGAUUCCUCCCAACGAGUUAACAUUGGCGAGUGUGUUGAAGGCCUGCUCGAGCCUUUCAGCUCUGGAGCAAGGGAAACAGAUGCACGCUCACGUGGUUAAGAAUGGCUUCACUCUUGAAAUUCCAAUAGGAAGCGCCCUCUCGACUAUGUAUGCAAAGAGUGGGAGCCUUGAUGAUGGGCAUGCCGUCUUUAGGAGAAUGCCUGCUAGGGAUGUGGUGUCGUGGAACGCAAUGAUCUCUGGAUAUUCUCAGAAUGGUCGAGGGAUUGAAGCUCUUGACCUUUUCGAAGAGAUGCUGCUGGAGGGCGUCACACCUGAUUAUGUUACCUUUGUUAAUAUCCUCUCUGCCUGCAGCCACAUGGGGAUGGUGGAUCGAGGAAGGGAGUAUUUUCAGGUGAUGUCACAGAAAUUUUCCAUGGCUCCGAGGGUGGAGCAUUAUGCCUGUAUGGUUGAUAUAUUAGGUCGUGCCGGGAAGCUCCAAGAAGCAAAAGAGUUUAUUGAAUCAGCGGGCAUUGAUCAUGGUCUCUGUUUGUGGCGGAUCUUGUUGAGUGCUAGCAGAAACCAUGGUGAGUAUGAGUUAGGUGCUUAUGCGGGAGAGAAGUUGAUGGAAUUAGGGUCAAAAGAGUCGUCUGCGUAUGUGUUGUUGUCGAGCAUUUAUUCAGCAUUGGGGAAACCAGAUGAUGUUUCGCGAGUUAGAAAAAUGAUGAGCAGCAGGGGGGUGAGCAAAGACCCUGGAUGCAGCUGGAUUGAGCUCAAGAAUCAAGUUCACGUGUUUCUAGCCGGAGAAGUGCUGCACCCGGAGAUUAAGGGCAUACGGGAAGAGCUAUCGAGGUUUAGCAGACUGAUGAAGGAUCCUGAGCUUUACCAACUCAAAUAUGAUCCGUUUUUGGGAGAAUAGAAGCUAGGGAAAUAAACCAAACGAAUGAAGGAGGCUGAGAUUCACCAACUAGAAUAUGAUCCAUUUGAUCAUUUCAUGUUUCAUAGCCAACGUUGUGGAUAUGAAUUCAGAUUAUAGCAGUUGCUUUCCAGAUAUGAUCUCAGUAGAGAAGACAGUUAUCUUUCCAUUUCCUUCAUUUCCUAUUGAAAAUGGAAGCUCACCAAUUCGACCGGAAAAAAGAUAGGUAAAGAAACAAUUUUUCAAGCCUUUGUGCUGUGUUAUUGGGACAAGUUUUCUUUGGUUUCUCCAACUAUAUCUCAAGAACAUAUAACUUCUCCUCGUAA